This is a messenger RNA of Drosophila eugracilis, 664 nucleotides long. Its product is annotated as coiled-coil-helix-coiled-coil-helix domain-containing protein 2. Gene Ontology annotation, biological process: mitochondrion organization. Bases 36 to 563 code for a protein of 175 amino acids. The transcript has a single exon. NCBI's taxonomy places the organism in Eukaryota, Metazoa, Arthropoda, Insecta, Diptera, Drosophilidae. The record is from RefSeq and is a predicted model, not a curated record. Gene Ontology annotation, cellular component: nucleus; mitochondrion.
AGCAAAAGCAAGUCCGUCUUUCGAUUUCCCUGGAUAUGCCUCGUCAACGUUCCGAAAGUAGAUCCUCAGGAUCGGUGCGCCGACAGAGCAGUCGGAGCAGCCAUGUCUUCGCCACAAAGCCAUCUCGUGGUAGCAGCAAGGAUCUUCCGGCGGUGCAGCAGCCCAAAAAGGAGACCCUGCCAGCAGCUGCUCCUGCUGCUCCUGCGGCGGAGGCCAAGGGUCCUACAACGGGAGAGCGGUUCAAGGACAUGGCCACCACGGCGGCUGGAGUAGCAGCGGGAUCCGCCGUAGGCCAUGCUGUGGGCGCAGGACUCACCGGGAUGUUCCAAGGACGUGGCCAGUCUGCUCCUGCUAAGGAGGAAACUCGACAGGAAGAAUCUGUGGGAGCUGCAGCUUCAGCCGCAUCAGUCGCCUCACAUAAAACACAGCUGGUGGAGGAUGGCCCCUGUGCCUUCGAACUGAGGCAGUUCCUCAAGUGCACCGAGGAAAACUCCAAUGACAUCUCCGUCUGCAAGGACUUUAACGAGGCAAUGCAGCAGUGCCGUCGGCGCUACAAUGUCUGAGACUAUAAGAAAAUCCCUACCGGAAGAGGCUAACGGAUAAGAUUUCCUUCCCAUAUUUCAAAUAGAUUGCCCAAAUAAAAACAUGUUCAUUCUUUUUUGGA